Molecule: messenger RNA, 966 nt
Organism: Ziziphus jujuba (common jujube)
Lineage: Eukaryota; Viridiplantae; Streptophyta; Magnoliopsida; Rosales; Rhamnaceae
Product: large ribosomal subunit protein eL28y-like
Exons: 4
Coding region: 163-585 (140 amino acids)
Biological process (GO): translation
Cellular component (GO): ribosome; cytosolic large ribosomal subunit
Molecular function (GO): structural constituent of ribosome
Source: RefSeq, a predicted model, not a curated record
GCGCCCACGCGGGGGUAAAAACGUAAUAUAAAAAAAUAUAAACGGUAAUGGCAACUAGGGUUUCAGGCCUAUAAAUAUUAACAUAAAUCUCUGUACUCUUUGUUUUGUAGUCUACGAAGUCUUCCGCUAGGAGAGCUUCAGUAUCAAACCCUAGAGGAGGAGAUGGCGACCGUACCUGGGCAGUUGAUAUGGGAGAUUGUAAAGAAGAACAACUGCUUUUUGGUGAAGGAAUUUGGAAGAGGCAAUGCAAGCGUUCAGUUCAGCAAAGAGACCAAUAACCUCUACAAUCUCAACUCCUUCAAGCACUCCGGGUUGGCGAACAAGAAAACAGUUACCAUUCAACCUGUUGGUAAAGAUCAUUCUGUGUUGCUGGCAACUACCAAGACUAAGAAACAAAACAAACCUAGUACUUUGCUUCACAAGUCUCUUAUGAAAAAGGAGUUCCGCAGGAUGGCUGAUGCAGUUGCUAAUCAGAUCCUAAACAUGCCAAACCAGAAAACCCGAACCACCCACAUUCAAAAUAAGCGAAUAGAACUUGUUAGGUAUAGUUUUUUUAUGUUUAGUCGAUCCCCACUCCUUGCUUAAUGCAUGGUGCUUCUUCAUUUCUUGGUAAUAGUUACUUCUGCAAUGAUGAGCCUCUAACAUGUAAGAAGAGCCUUCUUUGGAGGUUUUUUCAGUGAAAUACACUUGUUAUGCUUGGCUUCUGAGUAUUCACAAUUUAUGUAGUGUUUUAAUAAAAAUAUAACCUGGAGUUUGCAGAUUUUGUGCUUCAGUAUUGCCAUCUUUCAGUUUCAUAUUCUUUGCAGAUCCUAAGCAUGCCCUACCUAACAAUCACAUACCGCAAAAUAAAUGAAUAAAACUUGUUAAGUCUAGGUGUUUAUUCCCAUCCUUCUUGUUUUGGAUGCAUGGUACCACUCUGAUUAAACUUAAUUGUUAUUUAUGCACUGAUGAGCCUUUUACAUGUGA